This is a messenger RNA of Amoebophrya sp. A25, 343 nucleotides long. Lineage: Eukaryota; Dinophyceae; Syndiniales; Amoebophryaceae. The record is from the annotation of a GenBank genome assembly.
GAAAAAAUGAUGUCAACGUUGAAGAUAACGGCGGCUGCUGACGCAAAGCCAGAUUCUUCAGUGAGAAAUCCCAGUGACUUAUUCUCCGCGUUCGCACUUCCCAUUGACGCCCACCGUGACGAAAUCGUGAAUAGAAUUAUUGCAAACGAUGUCACGAUGAUUCGUGCCGACACGGGCAGUGGGAAAACGACCCGACUGCCGCUCUUUCUUCGUGCUUACCACCAGAGACGAGGCCUAUCCCCCGCACGCAUUCUCAUAACUCAGCCGCGCCGCGUUGCGACAAUCAAUGCCGCCAAGCGUAUGGCUCGGAGCUUAGGACAAAAGUUGGCUGGUGUGGCGGGGG